Messenger RNA from Megalopta genalis, 2347 nucleotides. NCBI's taxonomy places the organism in Eukaryota, Metazoa, Arthropoda, Insecta, Hymenoptera, Halictidae. The record is from RefSeq and is a predicted model, not a curated record.
GCGGCGGCCGGCGACGACUCUGGAACCGUUACGACCCUACCUUCCGUCCAGUCCCGUGCGAACGCUCGGUCGCGGAUAUCUCGAUCCGGUCAAGGAAAACCCGAGGAAUCCCAGGGUUUCUCGCGUGUUUUCGACCGGCCUCGCCGGCCAGUUGCCGAUCGGAGUUCGAACGGACCGCUCUAGCCGCACAGCCGAGGCUCGAAACGACUCGUGAUCAGUGCGAACCGAGCCUCGAUUUUCUACCAGAAAAUUUUCGAGCUUAGAAGAGACGGAGAAGACUCGCGUGGAAGGUGGUCUAGCCGAUUUCGAGAGCAACGAGGCUUCUUCGGCGGUUUCGAGUGUCCGAGGAACAUCGGGGUCGAGGAACGUCGCCGCGAACGUCGACAUGAACGUCGUCGGCCGGCUCUUCGUGGUUCUACUGGCCCAUCAGGCUAUCGCCGGCACAGUCAGGAGUCCGCCAGCUUUUUCGAAGCCCGUGUACUCGGAUUCCUAUCUGCCCGCUGCCAUGCAGGUGAUAUUCCACGCGGUGGAGCAGCUGAAGCUCGCCCAAUCGGACGAGAGACGAGAAGUCGUAAGCAGUACCACGCCGAUCUGCCUUGAAUCGGACACGCAGACGCAAUCAUCGUCUUCGACGACCAUGAAAACGACCACCGGACAAGCCGAAGAGGGCAAGGAGAAAGAUGGAGGAUCGAAAGAAGCGUCGGCGACUUCGAAUCGCGUGGAGACUACGACGAAGCUGUUGCAAACCAAGGAAAAUACGACUAAUUCGGGUCACCAGAAGCUAUCAGAGGCUGGCCCGAGCUAUCGAGUGCCGACAGAGGCUAGCUCGAUCUAUCAGGAGCCGUCGGAGAUGAACGCGGAGACGCCCGAGCUGAAUUACGCGACGCCAGAAACGAAUUACGAGUCGCCGGAAACGGAACACGCCGUGCAGGAAACGAACGAGGAAAUUCCCGAGGUGGACCAGGAGCCGCCCGGCUCGUCCCCGAUCGUUCCGGAAGCUGGCAAAGGGUCGAUCGACGUCUCUGGAACGUCNUUCGCUAAGGAAAAAGUUACUUCAAAUGACCCAAGGAAUCCAUCGUCUCAGCUAGGAUUAACGAUUCAAAAAAACCACGCGAUGCAGGUGAUAUUCCACGCGGUGGAGCAGCUGAAGCUCGCCCAAUCGGACGAGAGACGAGAAGUCGUAAGCAGUACCACGCCGAUCUGCCUUGAAUCGGACACGCAGACGCAAUCAUCGUCUUCGACGACCAUGAAAACGACCACCGGACAAGCCGAAGAGGGCAAGGAGAAAGAUGGAGGAUCGAAAGAAGCGUCGGCGACUUCGAAUCGCGUGGAGACUACGACGAAGCUGUUGCAAACCAAGGAAAAUACGACUAAUUCGGGUCACCAGAAGCUAUCAGAGGCUGGCCCGAGCUAUCGAGUGCCGACAGAGGCUAGCUCGAUCUAUCAGGAGCCGUCGGAGAUGAACGCGGAGACGCCCGAGCUGAAUUACGCGACGCCAGAAACGAAUUACGAGUCGCCGGAAACGGAACACGCCGUGCAGGAAACGAACGAGGAAAUUCCCGAGGUGGACCAGGAGCCGCCCGGCUCGUCCCCGAUCGUUCCGGAAGCUGGCAAAGGGUCGAUCGACGUCUCUGGAACGUCCUCGAAGCCGGGGUCCAUCGAGCAGACGAAGAAAGUGCCAACGAUCGACAGCGUGGUGCAAGAAGUGUACGAGAUCGUGAAGCCCACGGCUUCGGGCCUCCUGGAUCUGCCGAUCGGGGAGUCGAAGGGCUUCCUGCCUGCCUCCGCGGAGAAGCUGGAGAUCUUGGAGGACGAGGAUGACGAGAACAGGUUCACGCGGCUGGGCGAGAGGGUGACGCAAGUGCCAAGGCCGAGCCUAACCAGCUACUUAAGGCGCGCGAAAGUGCCGCCGAGCGCGACUCUUCAGCAGCUGGCGAACCUCUACGACUCGUUGAGCAAGGACGCGAGGAAACAAGGGUUCGGCAAGUACACCGGCUACUCGGACGAGGUGCUGAACACCCUGGAGACGUUCGCGGAAGGCGGCGUGGCGCCGCAAUUGAAGAAGAUCUUGGACAAGGUCUUGGAGCGGAACGAGCUCACGCGAGAUGACGCGAGAACGAGGACCAGACAGGCCAUCAGGGACUUGGACGACCCGUCUAGCACCCUCAGCAGGGAGCUCAGGCCUCUGUUACCCCUCAGAUACUCCCCCUAACCGAUCGACGGUCUCCCGACCCCGGGAGAAACGUCGACGGAGUGGCUGCCGAACCGAGUGCCGACCCACGCCAAUGCGUGCGACGGACGCCGUGCAUGUACGAUUACCGCCUAAUAAAAUGAUUCCUGCGAUCAA